Molecule: messenger RNA, 624 nt
Organism: Enhydra lutris kenyoni (northern sea otter)
Lineage: Eukaryota; Metazoa; Chordata; Mammalia; Carnivora; Mustelidae
Product: fibroblast growth factor 16
Exons: 3
Coding region: 1-624 (207 amino acids)
Biological process (GO): positive regulation of protein phosphorylation; positive regulation of gene expression; cell differentiation
Cellular component (GO): cytoplasm
Molecular function (GO): growth factor activity; fibroblast growth factor receptor binding
Source: RefSeq, a predicted model, not a curated record
AUGGCGGAGGUGGGGGGGGUCUUCGCCUCCUUGGACUGGGAUCUACAUGGCUUCUCCUCCUCUCUGGGGAACGUGCCCUUAGCUGACUCCCCGGGCUUCCUGAACGAGCGCCUCGGCCAGAUCGAGGGGAAGCUGCAGCGCGGCUCGCCCACAGACUUCGCCCACCUGAAGGGGAUCCUGCGGCGCCGCCAGCUGUACUGCCGCACCGGCUUCCACCUGGAGAUCUUCCCCAACGGCACAGUGCACGGCACCCGCCACGACCACAGCCGUUUCGGAAUCCUGGAGUUUAUCAGCCUGGCUGUAGGCUUGAUCAGCAUCCGGGGAGUGGACUCUGGCCUGUACUUAGGAAUGAAUGAGCGAGGAGAACUCUAUGGGUCGAAGAAGCUCACACGUGAAUGUGUGUUCCGGGAACAAUUUGAAGAAAACUGGUACAACACCUAUGCUUCCACCUUGUACAAACACUUGGACUCGGAGAGACAGUAUUAUGUGGCCUUGAAUAAAGAUGGCUCACCCCGGGAGGGAUACAGGACUAAACGACACCAGAAAUUCACUCACUUUUUGCCCAGGCCAGUAGAUCCUUCUAAGUUGCCCUCCAUGUCCAGAGACCUCUUCCGCUAUAGGUAA